AUGUCGAGGUUGCUUGUGCACUACAAAAUUGAAAAAGAAAAGCAGUUGAAGCAAAAGAUUAGAUUAAUCCUCUCUCUCUCUCUCUCUAUUGGCAGUCGCUUUCUCUCUUUCUACACUGUACCGUUGCAGUUAUCAGUCAGUAAUCACCCUGCCCCUUAUUUUCAGCCAAGAAACAAACAAAACAAUAACCCAAAACAGGGAAAAUGCUCUGCUCUCCUUCCUCUUUCUCUCACUCCCUCCAUCAAAUUUUAAUCCAUAAUUCCCUUUCAUAAUCCCCUUAAAUUAGUCUUCUUUCUUCUUAUUGCUCCCCUUCUUGGAUACCUUUCUGUUUCAGCUGUCAUUUGUUGCUGACAAAUUCAAACAAGAUUUCAUUUUGGUUUCCAAUUCCAAUAGAAAGAUCCCAUUUUUCUUGCUGGGCAUUCAUCAAGAUUAGAAUUUCUGCUGCUUGAAGCAAAUGGGUCGUCAGAAAGAAUCAAUCUUGAUUGUUCUUCAUCUCCUACUCAAAUUUCAAGUUUUUGCCGCAGCAGAGUAUCCAGCUCCUCUCAAUUGUACAGACACAUCUCGUUUAUGCACAUCGUUUCUAGCCUUCAAGCCCUCUACACAGCAGAGUCUCCCAGUGAUCUUAAGCAUGUUUGAUGUGUUGCAAGAAGACGUAACCGUUGAAGGAAAUGGGAGGGACUACGUUUUUAUAAAAAAGAACUGUUCUUGCGCUUUGGAGCUGCAUAAAUACUUGACCAAUACAACUUUUACAGUCAGAGAGAAUAAUGGAUCUGUUUAUGGUCUAGUGAGAGAAUCCUAUGAUGGGUUGGCCUAUUUUCCCUCGAAUCUCACGAGGGCGGCGAAGAGAGGCGCGGUGGUGUCGUUGAGGCUGAUGUGUGGUUGCUCAAGUGGGCUGUGGAAUUAUAUGAUGAGCUAUGUGAUGCAAGAGGGAGAUAGUGUGGAGUCUCUGGCUAGCAGGUUUGGAGUUAGUAUGGAUAGUAUUGAGAGUGUUAAUGAGAUUGCUAAUCCUGAUAAUGUCACUGUUGGGGCUCUCUACUACAUACCACUGAAUUCUGUUCCUGGUGAGCCUUAUCCUGUAAAGAAUGAGACAACCCCGACUCCAGCUCCAGCUCCAGCUCCGUCUAUUGGUAGCAUUGUAGGAGAUCAGGUGAACAAAAAAAGUCACGUACCUUAUUGGUGGAUCAUUGGAAGUCUGGCUGUUGGUUUGGCUCUUAUUAUCGUGAUGGUGCUACUUUUCGUUUUCUUGAGAUCAUCGGGCUGUUGCAGAGGAUCCCAAGGAAGUCAGGCAAAAGACUCUGAUGCGAAGAGCUCUCACAAAUUUCACAUUCUGCGGAACACAAGUUUCUGCUGCGCUUCAGGAAGGUCCAUAUGUGGCAAGUCGGGAGACUUCCACAGACCUAAUGGGGAAUCUAGUAAUCGCCAUAUGAACAUUCCUACAGUUAUAGGAACCGAUGUCUUUGAGGUGGAGAAGCCGUUAGUUUUCACAUACGAAGAUAUUCUGUCUGCAACAGAUGGCUUUUCCGAUUCUAAUCUUUUGGGACAUGGAACAUAUGGCUCGGUGUAUUAUGGCCUCCUACAGGACCAGGAAGUGGCUGUUAAAAAAAUGACUGCUACCAAGACCAAAGAAUUUAUGGCAGAGAUGAAAGUGCUAUGCAAAGUUCACCAUACAAAUUUGGUAGAAUUGAUCGGUUACACAGCUACUGGUGAUGACCUCUUUCUCAUAUAUGAAUAUGCUCAAAAGGGUUCACUUAGAAGUCACUUGCACGACCCUCAGAACAAAGGCCAUACAUCACUAUCCUGGAUUAUGAGACUUCAAAUAGCACUCGAUGCUGCUAGAGGCCUGGAGUACAUACACGAGCACACAAAACCUCACUAUGUACACCGUGAUAUCAAAACAAGCAAUAUUCUACUCGAUGGAAGCUUCAGAGCAAAGAUAUCAGAUUUUGGUUUGGCCAAGCUUGUUGCAUCGGCAAAUGAUGGGGAAGAGUCGGUCACCAGAGUUGUUGGAACGUAUGGCUACCUAGCUCCUGAAUACUUGAGGGACGGCCUUGCAACGACCAAAAGUGAUGUUUAUGCAUUCGGUGUGGUGCUUUUCGAGAUGGUCUCCGGGAAGGAGGCCAUGACGAGGAGUGCUGAAAGGCGCUCGUUAGUGUCAAUUAUGGUGGCAGCGCUGAGGAACUCGCCCGACUCCAUGACCAUGUCAAGCUUGAAGGAUCACGCCGAUCCUAGUUUCAUGGAUUUGUAUCCCCAUGACUGUCUUUUCAAGGUGGCGAUUUUGGCGAAGCAAUGUGUGGAUGAGGAUCCCAUUUUGAGACCAGACAUGAAGCAAGUAGUGAUAUCUCUUUCGCAGAUACUCUUGUCAUCGGUGGAGUGGGAAGCAACUCUUGCCGGAAACAGUCAAGUGUUCAGCGGUCUUGUUCAAGGCAGAUAAGGAAAUCUUUUCCCAAUUGCAAAAAACUGCCAUUUUUGAUCUCUAUUCAUCUGUCUCGCGUGUAGUUUUUGUGUAUAGAAGCAUAGAUUUUGAUUGUGUGUUGCAUACAUUCUUUUCUUUUAGAAUUCUUUCAUCGCUUGCUAAAUACUAGUAUUACAAAAAGUAGUUUUCUUUUAAAAUUCUUACAUUGAUGUAUUAAAUAUAUUAAUAUAGGAAUGACAAGUGACGCAUUUUGUCGUA
Salvia miltiorrhiza (redroot sage) is the source of this 2671-nucleotide messenger RNA. Its product is annotated as lysM domain receptor-like kinase 3. Lineage: Eukaryota; Viridiplantae; Streptophyta; Magnoliopsida; Lamiales; Lamiaceae. Bases 455 to 2431 code for a protein of 658 amino acids. The record is from RefSeq and is a predicted model, not a curated record. The transcript is spliced from 11 exons. Gene Ontology annotation, molecular function: ATP binding; transmembrane receptor protein kinase activity. Gene Ontology annotation, biological process: protein phosphorylation; innate immune response.